AAGGUGGCAGACAACAGGCUGCUGCUGCGUGCGCUGCUAUUUCGGUGCGUUGCGCCAUUAAAAGCCUUCAGUGGCGUCCAGGGAGCCGCUGCACUGACACACUUGGAUAUCUGCUGGCGGCUUUGCGUGGGCACAUUCUUUCCCAGCGACGGGAACACGUUGGACAUGAGAGGCGGUUACAAGCCAAGCGGGGCCACCUUAAAUCACACGCUGACAUAAUAAGAACUCUACUCUCCACCCAUAUCCGAGAAGAGUGUGUUAAGAGGUGUCUCACCUUCCCGACUGUACUCUUAUUACCAAGAAAGACGCCGGUGUGCUGACAACACGCCGAGGCAUCUUAGGACAUUACUGCAGCUCCUUAUUGGUCAGGAGUCGCGAGGUCCGCUGCGUAAAAACGUCGCGCGCGCUGGACACGCACGGGCCUGUUGGAGAGAAAAAAGAAAACUUGUGGAUACCCAAGUGGAUUUAUCUGAGAGCUUUUAUCACGGUUUGGGUUUGUUUUACAUGCCAAAGCUGGGGGAACAGACUGGAACACAGCACGCUGCUGAGCGAGGCUUCACAGUUUUCGCCACAAUUAUUGGUUAUCGGAUGGACCAGCACCCCAGCGCCCGGAGCUGCACCAGUCGCGGUGCUUCGUCCUGCGAGGCCGUCCCGACUGAGCCCUCCAUGAAUCUGUACAUCCACUCCACCACCGGCACACGCUUCGAGCUCUCCCUGCCCCAGGAGGAGACCGUGGAUGGACUGAAGAGGAGGCUGUCACAAAGACUCAAAGUACCAAGAGAGAGACUCGCUCUGCUGCACAAAGAAACGCGACUAAGUUCAGGCAAACUCCAGGAUCUGGGCAUCUCGGAUGGGAGCAAGUUAACACUUGUACCAACAGUCGAAGCAGGAUUAAUGUCUCAAGCAUCAAGACCCGAGCAGUCCGUAAUGCAAGCCUUGGAGAGUUUAACAGAAACUCAGGUCAGUGACUUCCUGUCCGGCCGCUCUCCUCUCACCCUGGCACUGCGCGUCGGUGACCACAUGAUGUUCGUCCAGCUCCAGUUGGCGGCGCAGCAGUCCGGCGGCCCCCAGCUCCAGCACAGACACCUCAUCACCCGGGGCAACGCAGACACUGCAAUGGGACAGCCCACGGGGCAGCCCCGUGUUCCCCACCCUCACCCACACUCCCACCACCACCCCCAUCAUCCACACAGUCACCCCAGCUCCCACUUGUCCCAACCUCACCUGGCCCCUUCCUCCCCCUCUUCCCCGGGCUCCCCGUCCUUCCCCCUGCCCUCCACACACCACCAGCCGCUCCCUCCCAUGUACCACCAGUCGCCCUCCUCCUCCUCUCACUGUAGCCCCCCUACUCCCCCUCCUCCGCCCCACUCCCCUCGCCCCUCCCACGUCCCUGGAGGUCUUUUCCGCUCUCCAGCACAUCAUCAUCAUCACCAUCACCACUACCACCAGCCUUCCUCAAGCCAACCCAGCCACGACAUUGGCCAGGCCAGCCCCGUAGCCCCGGUCAUCUGCCCUGAAGCUAACUGCAGCACCAACAGCCCCAGCAGUGGCAGCAGUCCCUCAACACGCUCCCGUAAACCCGGUGCCAUCAUUGAGAGCUUUGUGAACCACGCUCCCGGAGUCUUCUCAGGGACCUUUUCAGGCACUUUGCACCCUAACUGCCAGGACAGCAGCGGGCGUCCCAGACGAGACAUCGGUACCAUUUUGCAGAUCCUCAACGACCUCCUGAGCGCCACGCGCCACUACCAGGGCAUGCCCCCCUCCCUCACCCAGCUCCGCUACCAAACCCAGUGCGGUUCACCCACUUCCCCAUCCCCCUCGCCGCCUCCUUCGCCCCAGGUUGCCGGCAUGACGGGCCUCUCUGCCAAAGCUACCUCUGUGCCCGCCAGCAGCCCCAGCAGCCCUCCGCCGACUCUUCAUCCGCUGGUGCAGUGCCAGAGUCAGAUCCGCAUGUGCAAACCCCCUGGUGACCGAAUUCGUCAGACCGAGAACCGUGCAACUCGCUGCAAGGUGGAGCGCCUGCAGCUGUUGAUGCAGCAGAAGCGCCUGCGCAGGAAGGCCAGGCGGGAUCAGCGCGCCCCGUACCAGUGGCUGCCCAACCGGAAGGCGGGACGCAGCAACAGCAACAGCAGCAUGUCCAGCGAGGGCUCCCUGGACCUGGACUUUGACGACUCAGUGUGGAAGCCCGACGUCAAGGCUGACUUGAAGUCCGAAUUCGUCAUGGCCUGAACACGUCUGAUCCCGCACACCAGGGGCAUAGAUUCAAAGAUGUGCGAAGCAUUGCUUGGGAUUUACUUAGAGAUAUAUUUUGAGGGAGUGGAUUGGCAGGAGGUGACACAGAACUGUGCAAAGAGGAAAUCAAAAGGUUGUCCUCGUGACUGCCGUCUGUCACACGACACACACGGCUCCCCUGCAGACUUUAAUCCCAUUUUGUCCUUCACAGUUGUGAAAAAACAGCAAGAGAACUUUGUUUUGAUGCUUGGAUUAGGACAGGCAACAACCGGACAUAACAGUGUACAAGACUUUUUAACGGUGUGAUUACAGAGACCAUACCUGAACUUGAGCAUAGCAGAAUUCAGUGGGUGGUGGUGGCGGUGGUGGUGGUGGUAUUUUCAGAUUUUUUUUUUCUAAGAUUUGUUUUUUAACGCGCACUCUGGACAGCAAUGAAGAGAUCCACACUGGACUUUUAAACAGGACAGGAGCACCAGAGGCCUCAGUGUUUCCUAUUCACAAGAUGGCAGAACUGCCAAACUAUGGAUUAUUCCAACGGGCAUUCUUAUCGAUCUCAAAACUCACCAACCAGAGUCUAGUUUUUACCUGUUACGGGGUGGUUAAACUCUUUUUUUUUCCAUUUUGAAACAUAUUAUUAUAUUUUAUAAACAAAAAAAUAUGUAGCAUUGUUCACAAAGCAUUCAGGUUUUCAUAUAACAGUUCAAAGUAGUUGUUGAUUUGCACAUUUUCUUGAUUUAUAACAGCUGGUCAAUGUGUGCAAGAAGGAGGAGGUGGGGCCUGAAACAAAAAAAAAAAAUGAAUAUGGAAGUAUUGAUAUCAACCUCAGUGACAUAGGGUAUCGAUAGGAAUGAUUAAUGAGUAAACAAAAAUGAAUUAAUAUUAACAGAAAGUGCUUUAGAGGAUUUUAAAAUCUUUAAAAUGUAUAUGGAAAAAAAAAAUCUAUUUUUUAUUUCUCUUCCUAUCUGCUGUUUUCAAAAAACAGCAGCCCUCUGUGGCUUCAGUCAAGUCGUUGACUACCGACAAGUACAUCCAUUCAAUCAUUCAUUAGCUCAUUCAUGAAUUAUAGCCACAACAGAUAAUACGGAAAGAUAAAAUUUCAUCCAGCCCACCUCAUGUCUUACAGACCUGAAAGGACUUGUUGAGGGUUUGUAUUAGUUUGUGUACAUAAAUGUGACAAUUGGCAAAGGUUUAUGAGGGUGUGUGUGUAUGUUUGACUUAAGUGUAAAUUGAUUUAGACUCCCCCAUGUUUUUGUCUUCUCCCGAACGACCCCAUAGUUUCUCCAAGAUCCUGAAGAUCAGCUGCAGUGAAUGCAUGGGUCACUACUUUAUAUCACCACAGGAUAAAAAAACAUCAAAUUCUGAGUUCCUUUACAAGUCCUCAUAAUAAUGACUCUAUUUUUUUAUUGGCAAAAAGAGGGAGAAGAAGUGGGAUCUGUAUCCAGCAUCAUUAUCUAGUGCCUCCACCAGUACAUCCGUUGACAUAUCAGGUUAGGCCUUUCACAGUUUUGCUGCUACACACGGGGACUUCAAAUGACAAAAAAAAAAAGAAAAAAAAAAA
Molecule: messenger RNA, 3790 nt
Organism: Epinephelus lanceolatus (giant grouper)
Lineage: Eukaryota; Metazoa; Chordata; Actinopteri; Perciformes; Serranidae
Gene: midn
Product: midnolin
Cellular component (GO): nucleus
Molecular function (GO): protein binding
Source: RefSeq, a predicted model, not a curated record